Messenger RNA from Malus domestica (apple), 2542 nucleotides. The record is from RefSeq and is a predicted model, not a curated record. Lineage: Eukaryota; Viridiplantae; Streptophyta; Magnoliopsida; Rosales; Rosaceae.
AUGGAGCCCGCUACGCUGACGAACUCAACGGACCUGAAGAUUGGGGAGCUCUUGAAGGAGGUCCAGCUCGACUAUUCACCUGCAUUCACCAAGGCCGUGGACGAUACCGUUUUAGCCAUAGAGUCUGGUUUGACACUAGCAUGCAUAGACAAAUGUAGAGAUGGUGGAUUUGAAGAAAUUUUUAUGACCACAGUGGACUAUCCUGUAAAAUAUGACCACAUCAUAAGGUUGAACUUAAAGGGGAACAGUGCAGUUUAUACAUCAGGAUUUUGCUUUGAUGAUGAAUGUUGGAGAUUGUAUGAGCAGAAGGUGCAGAGUGUUUUAAUUCAAGGGUUGAGUGACAGAGUGAAGACUGUACGUGUUACCUGGAGAAAUAUUUUAUCAGACCACAUCAUAAAAAAUGUACGUCAUCCAGUGGAUUGUCAACCCUGAAUUGGAAUUUCCGAGAGCUCUCUGGAGAAAGCUUUUAGGCUUGUUGAUAUUGGUCCAGAUGCUGAUAAUAAAGAGGAGGCUCUUUAAUUCUGCAAGUUCUGGGGGGAAAAGUCGGAGCUCAGGAGAUUUAAAGAUGGUAAAAUUGCAGAAAGCACAGUUUGGGAAAGUGAGCAAUGGAGAAGACAUAUUAUCUUAAAAGGGAUUUCCGAGUAUGUGCUUCAGCGACAUCUUUCUGUAUCAAAAGAGAAUAUAAUGCACAUCGUGGAUCAACUUGAUUUCUCAUUGCUAUAUGGUGCUGGAGAUCCUAUAUCAUCUUCUGGGAAUUUGCUUGGGGUAUUUGAAAUUCUAUUGAAGCGCUUGCGGCUUCUUGAAGACAUUCCACUGAAGGUUUCUACUGUGCAGCCCCUAGAUUCAGCUUUCAGGUUUUCAUCUGUCUUCCCACCUGAACCUCAUCUGCUUGCUAAUGAGAAGGGUGCUUUUGUAAGCCUACAUAGGUUCACUCCUUCCUGCAUUCAUCCGCUGGAAGUUAUGAUCCAGUUGGAAGGUUCUGGAAACUGGUCAAUGGAUGAUGUAGCAAUUGAGAAAACUAAAUCUGCCUUCCUUCUCAAGAUUGGAGAGAGUCUCCAGAAUAAUUGGGGGAUGACAUGUACCGCUACAGAGGAUGAUGUGGAUGUUUUUGUUUCUGGAUAUGCAUUUCGCCUGAAAAUUUGGCAUGAGAGAGGCCCGACUUUGUUGAGACAGGAAACGGGAAAUGAUCAAGUGAAGCACGUCUAUAAUACAGACAGAGAACUUUAUUUCCGGAGUCAACAUUCCAGCAUGAUUAAUGGAUUACAGGGUUUUUAUGCAGCAUAUGGGCCAGUUGUUAGGCUUGCUAAGCAGUGCGUAGCUUCACAUCUGUUUUCGGCUUGCUUGAGGGAGGAGGCAAUUGAACUAUUGGUUGCAUACGUCUUUUUGAAGCCUUUACCAUUCAGUGCUCCGUGCUCACGAAUCACUGGAUUUUUGAGGUUCCUGCGAUUACUAUCAGAUUAUGACUGGAAUUUUUCUGCACUAGUUGUUGACAUAAGCAAUGAUUUGACUCCCAAAGAUAUGAAAGAGAUAAAUGAGAAUUUUAUGUCAAGUAGAAAAACUAAUGAAGAAAAUGUGCAAAGUGUAAAGCCAGCAAUGUUCUUGGCUACAACUUACGACAGGGCAUCCGAGGCCUGGACCAGAUUCUCAGUAAACUCAAUGGAGUUAAAAAGGUUGAUGGCUUAUGCUGGAAGCAGUGCAAACUUGUUGACCAAACUGAUUUCGGAGGAUCAUAAUGAUAAUUAUAGAUGGGAGUGCCUUUUUCGAACUCCUUUGAACAGUUACGAUGCGGUUAUUCUUCUCCACAGAGAAAAAUUACCUUACCCCCAACAUCUUCUCUUCCCAUCUGAAUUAAAUCAAGGGGUACAUGUGGCACGUGGGAAUGCGAGCAUGGUUUUCCACCCAUUUCUGUUGCCUGGAGACAUGAAAGGAAACUCGGAGGCACUACGAAAUAAGCUAUUGGUAGACUUUGAUCCACUGAGGUGCUUUGUUGGGGAUCUAGAGAAAGAGUACCCCAACACCUUCAAGCUGUGGAAUGAUUCUCUGGGUGGUGAUGCUGUUGGCAUAACGUGGGCGAGAUAUGGUUCAAAGAAACGAGGGCGGGAAGAAGCAGAGGAAGUAAAAGAUCCAACUGAUUUAUUAAAAGACAUCGGUAAAGUGGGAACAGGGUUUGUGAGGGGGGUUUAUCUUCUCAAAGCCCCAAGGCUCACUAGUUAACUCUGUUUAUAUUCUAAAAUGCUCAAAGCUUCACGGGUGACAACACUUUUCUCGUGAGCUACUGCUGCUUUUCGACAUGAAGAGCAAUCCUCGGUGCGCCCCUACAAUACUCGCAACAGAGAUAACUUCCCCAGUUAAGGAAUCUUGUUUGUAACAUGUGUAUUAUUUGGUUGACUGGUAAAUGCAAUAUUCGUAAUGAAGUAAAGGAAAUUAUUUGUAUAGUUGUAUGUGUGCCAUGAGAAUUGCACUAUCUGAAACUGUAUCACGUUACAAUUAACGCCUUGAGAGCGGCAUUUUUGUUGAUGAGAAGUUCGAUUGAACUGUUCGU